Coniosporium apollinis CBS 100218 is the source of this 2787-nucleotide messenger RNA. RefSeq lists its product as uncharacterized. The coding region runs from base 1 to 2787 and encodes 928 amino acids. NCBI's taxonomy places the organism in Eukaryota, Fungi, Ascomycota, Dothideomycetes. Gene Ontology annotation, molecular function: ubiquitin-protein transferase activity. The record is from RefSeq and is a predicted model, not a curated record. The transcript has 4 exons.
AUGGCCUACCACCUAGCAAGUCAGGACAACCCGACGGCUGCGCUAUGUCCGAACGAGAUGAAGAAUGAAGGUGCAGACUCGGCCCAGCAAACGAAAGAUCGGAGGUCUCUGACCCAGAACCUCUUCGAUACUGCGGCGGCAAAGGCAUUGCCAAUGUGGAAACCUUUCGACCCAGCGAUGACCCCGUAUUCUGCAGAAGACGUUGCACUGGCGGCAUCGCACCUCUCCUGCGAGAUCAUGGAAGCUUUGAGAACGCUUAUGAACGAGCACGGCCAGUCGUCAGAAGACCCAUUGUCUCCUCUCCCCAGUCAGCCUAUAAAUCCAGGACCAGCACUGCAAUACGUCAACAGGUCGCUGUUCCAUGGUUUAGGCAACCCGGAUGUUCUGCUGCGGUCCUUUCGCGAGAGCAGCUGGUUGACUGUUCAAACGUCUCCGCUCUCACACCUCGAUCCGUCGACCCUGGAACACACGUUUAGGCCUUGGAGAUCACGCAACCAGUCUCUCAUCUUUAACAGCCUUUGUGCCGCGCUCGACAGUUUGUUUGUUCCGCCCCGUGGAUUGAAGCUCAACCGUAAUCUCCAGGCUGAGGUUGGCCGUGGUUCAAAUCGGCCCGAGGAGCGGUCUCUGAAAGACCGCGACGCCGCGCAUAUCAUCAUGAUCUGUGUUCACGCCUUGACUUCUUUCGUUUCGAAGAACUGGCCGGGCACCUGGAUGCCGCUACGAAGAAUGAGGGGCCGGGACAGAACUUAUCCGGACGUGGACUUCGCACGGGAGACCGUCGGCGGUGAUACCUCACACGUACGCCGCUGGACGAGAGUUGUCGAUGAACUGGAAGAUCCGCUUGCGCUUCGACUGGCUACUAAACUGGUACGAGCUGUCGCCGCGCGAAGGUGCCACUCGGAAAUUCUGAGGAGCUCUGGAGAGAACAUGUUUGACAAGUACAAACCUGAUUUUAGGAUGCAAUUCCCAUUGAUGGAUCUGCUUAUGGAUCAUCUGCGAGAAGUGGAGAAAGAUGCUCGGAAGCGGCAGGCGGCCUUUGAGCACCCGGAACUGGAACUCGAACAUCCUACCGCUGAUCCAGGGUGGACUGUCUCAUCUGUCCUAUUGGACUGGCUCCGGACCAUUGUCCUGAAGAAGUGGGACGGCAAAGCUGAAGUAAAGCGGUGGGAGCCGGUUGGCGCUGCCAUUGAGUUCAUGGCUCAUUUGUACAAACACCGCCACAGCCUUGGACUGAACACCGAGAUGUUCUGCAUGCCUUUUCUUGCGGAUCGGCUGGAUGUAGUCAAGACGCCCAAUGAGUUCUUCAAUCUAAAGAAGCUUGAUCCCAACACUCUCCAUUUGUUGUCCUACCCAUACCUGUUUGUUCCUUCCCAGCUAGUCUGGUACUUCCGUACUAGAAACUACUGUAUAAUGGAGGAGGCGUACUCCGAGGCUUCGUAUGCGAGGAAUUUCAUGGAGCGAAUGUCAUUCGUCGAAGAUGGGGUCGAUGACCCGCGAAUAACCUACCUAUCGCACCGUCUCAAAGCGGCAAUGGCGCUCUAUCUCGUCCUCGAUGUGCGACGGAGCGAAGUACUCAGGGACGCCCUAGAUCAGCUCUGGGGACGAGAAAAGCGGGAGUUGCUUCGUCCGCUCAAGGUCCGUAUGGGUGCUAGCGAAGGCGAGGAGGGCGUUGACCAUGGUGGCGUGUCGCAAGAAUUCUUUCAGGUUGCUCUUGCUGAGGCGUUCGACCCUGAUCACGGUCUAUUCACGGUAGAUCCAAUAACCCGCAUGACCUGGUUCCAGCCAGCAUCGCUCGAACCGCUCUACAAGUUCGAGCUCAUUGGACUGUUGUUCUCCUUGGCCAUCUACAACGGCAUCACGCUUCCAGUCACCUUUCCCUUGGCUUUCUAUAAGCUCAUCCUUCACGAGCCCAUAGAUUCGAUCGAUGCCAUUCGCGAUGGUUGGCCCGAGCUUGCGAAAGGGCUUGAAGCAUUGCUAUCCUGGGACGAUGGGGAUGUGGGAGAUGUCUUCUCCCGAACCUAUGAAUUCAGCUUCGAGACAUACGGGCAGAAGGUGCAUGUUGACAUGACCUCAUUCGCACGAGGGGAUCCCUGGCCUGCGCGCUCCAACGAAGGUGAUCGCCUCCACUCCCCCAAGAUAUUCAAUUGCCUCGGAAUGGAAUUACCCCCCCUCGACAAGCCAUCCUGGUCCCGCAACCACCCGGUCCCUCCUCCAGACGGCAACAUCAGCCCUACCUCCCUCGUCGGCUCAAUGUCCCCUGUCGCGGAAGCGCCACUCGUCACAAACGCCAACCGACACCAGUACGUUUCCGACUACAUCCACUGGCUUACCGAGAAAAGCAUCUCGCCCCAAUUCUCUGCCUUCCGCGGCGGUCUCUCCGCCCUCAUCGACGGAAACGCUCUGACUCUCCUCGACGCCCCCGCCCUCCGCCACCUCAUCGAAGGCACCCAGACCCUCGACACCCGCGCCCUCGAAGCCGUGACGCUGUAUGCAGACGACUAUGACGCGGCUCAUCCGACCAUCCGAGCGUUUUGGGAGGUUGUGCAUGCGUGGUCCCAAUCGCGUCAAAGGCAGCUGCUGGAGUUUGUUACGGCGAGUGAGAGGGUGCCGGUGAACGGGGUCGGGAGUAUUAGGUUUGAGAUCUGUAGGAUUGGGGAGAGUGAGAUGUUGCCGCAGGCUGCGACGUGUUUUGGGAAGUUAUUAUUGCCGGAGUAUCCCAGUAAGGAGGUGCUGGAGAGGAAGUUGGGGGUUGCGGUGGGGGAGUGCAGGGGGUUUGGGAGUUUGUAG